Molecule: messenger RNA, 2290 nt
Organism: Erpetoichthys calabaricus (reedfish)
Lineage: Eukaryota; Metazoa; Chordata; Cladistia; Polypteriformes; Polypteridae
Exons: 2
Coding region: 98-2164 (688 amino acids)
Source: RefSeq, a predicted model, not a curated record
ACUGCCUAUUUAAGCGUGUUAGCAGAGUUAGAGUUCUACAUCUGCUUAUUACCUUGGAAGCAGCAGCUCCUUCUCCUGUCUUUUUGGCUAAAUAAAUAUGGCUCUAGACGUCCAGAAGGCCGUGUUGAGCAUCUCUAAAGCAGAAGAUGUCCGACAAGAAACCACUCUUCUUAUGAAGCCCUUUGCCAACUGGGAAGAGUUCCUGAUGCCAGGCCCCCUCUCCAUCGCCAUUCUUGGAGAGCUGGUGUUCAUUUCUUCAAGAGAUGACUUCUCCAUCAACAAGAAUGCACCCAAGGAUGGCUUCAAAUAUAUUCGUUAUCCAGAGUCCUUCCGUGCUUGUCUUAUGCAGGUGACAAAUAAUGGAUGGGGGGCCUUUAAUGAAGCUCACAAGAACAUGGACAAGAUCAGACUUCACUCUGCCAAUGUACCAAACUACAUGAAAAUGGCUGUGAAGACCCUCCUCCAGGACAACAUUGACCUUGUUAAAUCUCUUCUUCCAGGUCAACUGAAAAAUAUCCGUGAUGUAGCCUUUGAGUGCACAACUUUGGCAGAGUCAACUGAGAAGAUGUUCACAGGGGUCAUUCUGCUCAUUCAGGAACUGCUGGAAGCCUGCAUGAAUGCAAAGCAGUGGUAUGAAGAAGAUCUCAAGACCAUCAAGUUAAAAUUGGAGGAAGCUAAGAUGAAAAAGGAGUCUACUGAACUGGCCAAAAAGUUGUCACAAGAGAACAUGACCCGCAUGACAAAACAGCUGGAUGAGGCUCAUGACAUGUUUAAGAAGUCCAUGGAUUCUGUGCCCUCUGGCUGGGAAAUGAUUGGGAUGAACUUUGUGGAAGGCAUCACAGAUUCAGUGAAUAGUUUGAUUUCUGGCUAUGUUGCAAUGUACACAGCCCCUAGUAAAAUUGUUGGUGGAAUAAAGGGUGCAAUAGGCUCGGCGAUCCAGCCUGGUAAAAGUACCAACCCUGCAGCUGUCAACAAUGCUUAUUCUAAAUCGGCACAGCUGCUAAAACUCUCCCAGCAAAUCCAGGUGUUUGUGGAAAAAGAUCAAAUCAAAUGGAAUGAUCUCUAUGAUGAUAAAUCUCAAUCUGUGAAGUCUGACUGGCAGAAGAAGCAAUUUGAAGAUAUUGAGAAGAGUAUGAAAGCUGAAGAGGAAUCCAAACCAAAAGAGAAAGUCCUGGAGAUCUGUAAAGCUGCUCUCUCAAUUUGUAAUUUAUUUACAAAAUAUGCACCCAAAAAAGAGUGCCCUGAGGAAGAAAAGAAGAAACUUCUGGCCCAGAUAAGCAGUCUGAAAGAUAGUUGUGAGAUGUUUGACUCGGAGAGUAAGGCAUUCACCAAUUCUUCUGCUUUUUCUGCUACUCCACCAAAGAUGGCUCAGCAAAGCAGUGGUGAAAAGAAAAGUGCAGGUCAAAUGGCCACGGAGAAUGCUCGGUUCAAAAUCGAACAAAGCAGAGCCCAGCUUCAGCAGGUACAGGACAUGUACCAGAAGAGUGUAGACAACCUGGAGAAGAAUAACAAGGAGCUGGUAGAGAUUCUUACCACAAUGCAGUCCUGCAAAGUAAAAGAAAUUGAUUUCAAUACUGCAGUGAAGAUGCUGAUCAAGGGCCUUGAUGCCAUGGGCCGUGUGAAGGAGCAGUGGGAGAAAAUGGUUCGCUUCUUCCAGAUGAUCUCUAACCUGAUCAGUACUUGCCUCAACACCUCUUUGAAGCAGUUUGUCAAUACGGCUGAUUCAGUCCACUCUAUAAAAGGCUACUCCUCCAAUGCUUUUGUAACUGACAUGAUUUACACCCAGGCUUUCCAGGCCUCCAACAUUGCCAAUCUGGUCCACAUGAUUGCUGAAACUUACACUGAGGUCUCCAACAUGUAUCUAAUGGAUAAGAUCAGUAGCCUUGGAAAGCUCAUGGGACUGGAUCCAAGUAAUCCUCAGUUUGAAUCGGAACGUGGAAAGCUGGCCAGUGACUGCGAAUCUGCCAAGGAUGGCAUCCGAAGCCUUGUGCUGAAGAACAAGGAGGAAUUUGAAAGCAGUGUGAAUUCACGAGUGCAGAAGAUUGAAAGUGGGUUGAAGUCAGUGCUGCCUCCCAUUUCUGAUACGGAGGAAAAAAAGAUUCAGUCCAACAUCUCUACUGGAAUAAAGAAUAUGACCCUGGAAGAGGAGAAUCAAUUUGCUUAAUUCUGUUAGUCCGGAGAGGCACACAAUCUCUUCUGGGGGGAAAAAAAGCAUUGCUCAGUUUUUGGUCUUUCAUGAAACUACAUAGCAUUCUGAAGAGAACUUGAGACCUUGAAAUUGGGAUCAAGA